AAAGAAAAUACCAGCAGAUGCAGUCCCUUCGGUCGCACAAGUCCAGAAGAGGUCAGGGAUCCUCCUUCCUUGCCAGAGAGUUGGUUUUGUGCCAAAUUGCUAAAAUGGACAAGACAGGGUCUGAAGAAACGGUUACCCGAAGGAAGGCGAACUAUCCGAGGAGGGUGCCUCCACCUGACGCAGAAUCAACAAGUGCCCCUCAAAAGUUGGUUUUGGACAACACAGGGUCUGAAGACAUUGUUAUCCGAAGGAAGGCGAACUAUGCGAGGAGGGUGCCUCCACCUGACGCAGAAUCAACAAGUGCCCCUCAAAAGUUGGUUUUGGACAACACAGGGUCUGAAGACAUUGUUAUCCGAAGGAAGGCGAACUAUUCGAGGAGGGUGCCUCCACCUGACGCAGAAUCAACAAGUGCCCCUCAAAAGUUGGUUUUGUGCCAAAUUGCUAAAAUGGACAAGACAGGGUCUGAAGAAACGGUUACCCGAAGGAAGGCGAACUAUCCGAGGAGGGUGCCUCCACCUGACGCAGAAUCAACCAGUGCCCCUCAAAAGUUGGUUUUGUGCCAAAUUGCUAAAAUGGACAAGACAGGGUCUGAAGAAACGGUUACCCGAAGGAAGGCGAACUAUCCGAGGAGGGUGCCUCCACCUGACGCAGAAUCAACCAAUGCCCCUCAAAGCACGAGCCAGAGAGUGGCAGCGCCCAUCAAAAAGCGGUACCGCCCAGGAACUCGGGCACUGAUGGAAAUACGCAAGUACCAAAAAUCAUCUGCGCUGCUCAUGCAAAAGGCACCGUUUAUGCGGCUGGUGAGAGAAAUCUGCAUGGAACUUUCCCCACGCAAGCCACUCUCCUGGCAAAGCAAAGCUCUCAUGGCAUUACAGGAGGUCAGCAUUAGUAUCAGUGUAAAUGCUCACUGCAUUCUGUUUGGUUAA
Messenger RNA from Pseudophryne corroboree (corroboree frog), 926 nucleotides. Its product is annotated as histone H3-like centromeric protein cpar-1. Bases 18 to 926 code for a protein of 302 amino acids. Gene Ontology annotation, molecular function: structural constituent of chromatin; protein heterodimerization activity; DNA binding. Lineage: Eukaryota; Metazoa; Chordata; Amphibia; Anura; Myobatrachidae. Gene Ontology annotation, cellular component: nucleosome. The transcript is spliced from 8 exons. The record is from RefSeq and is a predicted model, not a curated record.